This is a messenger RNA of Salvelinus sp. IW2-2015, 1454 nucleotides long. It is a transcript of the gene lipt2, whose product is annotated as lipoyl(octanoyl) transferase 2. Gene Ontology annotation, cellular component: mitochondrion. NCBI's taxonomy places the organism in Eukaryota, Metazoa, Chordata, Actinopteri, Salmoniformes, Salmonidae. Gene Ontology annotation, biological process: protein lipoylation. Gene Ontology annotation, molecular function: lipoyl(octanoyl) transferase activity. The record is from RefSeq and is a predicted model, not a curated record.
CCACCAUUAAAGAUAAAAUAACGAAUCUAAUAUGGCUGCGCCCAUGGCAUGGAUGUCAAGUAUGCACACUAUUUAUGUCGCCAUUGUCCAGUCAUUAUCAAACAGACUGCAAAUGAUGUCAAUUUAACAUUAGUCGACCAGCUACGUUCAACGUCUCUGCCCCCAUCUACAAGUUAUCGACACUGGAUAACCUGCAUCAUGGAACAAGGCAUUAUCAGACGCAGUCAAAGGAUGCAACGUUCGUUGUGAGUGGCGAGCUGCAUGGUCAAUGUUACUGUACGUUAUGUCCUUCACAAUAGAAACGUGGCAUUGUCUGUCUUCUGAAAACCUUGAAUAAGGAGUUGACACUCAAUUAUCAUCAUAAAAUGUACCCUUCAAAAGCAGCAGUUGAAGUGAUCCAGUUGGGUCGUAUUUCCUAUGGGCGUGCAUUACAGGUACAGCAACUCUAUGUCAGGAGACAUCUGGAUUCUAAAGACAAAUUGCACAAUGCGCUGCUAUUAUGUGAACACCCGCCAGUCUACACCAUUGGAAUCAGACAGGCACUAUACCCAUUCGAAGAGGAGCAAAGACUCAAACUCCUUGGUGCUGAAUUCUUUCGUAGCAACCGUGGCGGACUCAUAACUUUCCAUGGUCCAGGGCAGUUGGUGUGCUACCCAAUACUCAAUUUGGGCUGCUUCAAGAAAAGCGUGCGAUGGUACGUGUGUGAGCUGGAGAGGACUGUCAUCAACCUUUGCAGAAAGUAUGGGAUAAAAGCAUCCACCUCCCCAAACACUGGGGUCUGGGUUGGAGACAACAAGAUAUGUGCCAUAGGAAUCCAUUGUGGGAGAUACAUAACAUCUCAUGGCUUGGCACUGAACUGCAACACAGAUAUGGGCUGGUUUGAAAACAUUGUGCCAUGUGGGAUUGUAGGGAAAGGUGUCACAUCCCUCAGUCAAGAACUGGGAAGAGAUGUCUCUAUUGAAGAAUCCAUCCCACCACUGCUGGAAACUUUCAGUGAUCAGUUUGACUGCACACUGCAUCAUGGAGAAUAUUCUAAUAAUGAAUAAACACUGCUCGAAUCGAUGGACCAGAGCUCAGAUAGAGGCCCUAUUGCAGGAUAGGCAAGUGGAGGAGCUGAGGCUUAGGCUGUGCUGCAGGAUGGCAUUUGGGACGGCAGGGCUGAGGGCAGCCAUGGGCGACGCUUUGCCCUCAUUAAGGAUAUGACAAUCAUCCAGUCCACACAGGUUAAUAAUAGUUUCCUUCUCUGAGCAAGUUAUGUUAAAGGUAUAGACUCACUCAGCUAUAUGACAUUGUGUACAGCGGAGCGACUUCCUGGUUACAGAUCAACAACAACCAAAUUGGAAGAGCUGAGGUCCUCGGUGGCAGUAAAUUAUCAACCUUGGGUUUAUACAGUGCAUUCGGAAAGUUUUCAGACCCCUUGACUUUUUCAACAUUUUGUUAGUUUACAGCCAUAU